This is a messenger RNA of Cyanistes caeruleus (blue tit), 3411 nucleotides long. The record is from RefSeq and is a predicted model, not a curated record. Lineage: Eukaryota; Metazoa; Chordata; Aves; Passeriformes; Paridae.
AUGUCCUUUCUUUCCUCAGCCAUGUCUCAGGCCGUGCAGACCAAUGGGACGCAGCCUCUGAGCAAGACCUGGGAGCUCAGUCUGUAUGAGCUGCAGAGAACACCCCAGGAAGCCAUCACAGAUGGCCUGGAGAUCGUGGUGUCCCCCCGGAGCCUGCACAGUGAGCUCAUGUGUCCCAUCUGCCUGGACAUGCUCAAGAACACUAUGACCACGAAGGAGUGUCUGCAUCGCUUCUGUGCUGACUGCAUCAUCACUGCCCUCAGGAGCGGCAACAAAGAAUGUCCCACGUGUCGCAAAAAGCUCGUUUCAAAAAGAUCUCUGCGGCCAGACCCCAAUUUUGAUGCUCUCAUCAGUAAGAUUUACCCGAGCCGGGAUGAGUAUGAAGCUCAUCAGGAGAGGGUGCUGGCCAGGAUCAGCAAGCACAAUAACCAGCAAGCCCUGAGUCACAGUAUCGAGGAGGGAUUAAAGAUUCAGGCUAUGAACAGGUUGCAGCGGGGCAAGAAGCAGCAGAUUGAGAAUGGCAGCGGGGCCGAGGACAAUGGCGACAGCUCCCAUUGCAGCAACGCCUCCACACACAGCAACCAGGAAGCAGGGCCUAGCAACAAGAGGACCAAAACCUCAGAUGACUCUGGGCUGGAGCUGGACAACAACACCACCACUGUGGCCAUAGAUCCCGUGAUGGACGGGGCCAGUGAGAUCGAGCUGGUGUUCAGGCCUCACCCCACCCUCAUGGAGAAUGAUGACAGUGCGCAGACGAGGUACAUCAAGACCUCAGGCAAUGCCACGGUUGAUCACCUGUCCAAGUACCUGGCAGUGAGACUGGCCCUGGAGGAGCUGCGGAGCAAAGGUGAAUCCAACCAGAUGAACCUGGACACGGCCAGUGAGAAGCAGUACACCAUCUACAUCGCCACUGCCACCGGCCAGUUCACUGUGCUAAAUGGGUCCUUUUCCCUGGAACUGGUCAGUGAGAAAUACUGGAAAGUGAACAAACCCAUGGAACUGUACUAUGCCCCCACCAAGGAGCACAAAUAAGUGCUGGGUAACUGGGAUGGAACUAACUCUUUUUAUAGCUAUGACUUCUUUUAAUAUUAAAAUAAGGCAUCACCAGUAUCUUCAUGGACAACACAUGUGGUGCUUUCAGGCACUCUCAGUAUACUCAGUAAUGACUAGACAGUAUUCUGAGCUGUAUUUAAUUUAGUGUUUGGGUUGAGUUAUUUGGUUUUUACCUAGGAGACUAAAUGACCUUCUCCAGUGCAUUCCAGUGUUUGAGAUGCUUUUUUGUUCCUAAUGCAUGAUAUCUGAUCCAGUGUUCCGGUUUGGAAUGGCUUUGUUUUGUCCAGGUAAAUCUGGAUUUCUGCUCCAUCUGACACAGUUAUAGUAGCCUCUGUGAAGUGUAGAGUGUUGGAUGGCUAAGGAAGUCUGUUCAAUAGUAGCAUAUGCCAAGGAAUAUGUUAAAUGUUGGAAUUUGGUGACUGUUAUCCAUCUGAAGAACUGAUUGGUAGAGAACGGAUUUGGGAUAGUCUUGCAGCUAGAGGUAAUCUGAUUCCCUAGGAAAAGUACAUUAAGACAUUUUCUUGUGAACAAAUGUGAAUUUUGCAUCUUGUGGGAGGUAUUGCUGCCCAUGGUAGGGGCUUGGACCAAGAUGGUGUUUAAGGUUCCUUCGAAGUCCAGCUAUCCUGGGAUUCUGGGAUUCCAAGAAGAGCUGCAGUGAGAAAACUGACACUUUAAAACUUUGCUAUUUACAGGGCUUAAUUUAAUAUUUCAGUGCAAGGUGGUUAAUCAGUUUGGUUUGGUUUUGUUUGUAAUGGCUAUUUCAGUCAAAAAACACCCAAACACCCCAAACCCAUAACUCUUCCCCCUGCAGGACAUGCCAGUCUUGAUUCCUGUCUGGCCCCUCUUGCAAUGUUGCCCUGUCCUCACAGCUGAACUGAAGGAAAUCUGGAUGUUUCAUAGCCCUGCUAUGUUCCUUAGAAUAGGAUCUCUGUUGUGAAUGUGCUUUAAAGAACUGUCCAGAAAACUUCUUUGUUAAAGCAAAUCCCCCAAAUUUCCAGCACACAGCCAUCAAAAUGCUUUGCUCGGGGAUUUGUACCACCCCAGCAGGGUCUUUUCCCGGCAUCAGUGUGAGUAGAGAAGACUUUGACUGUAAGCUGCUCCAAGAUUCUACUUUUGUUACUUUGCCAUAGCUUUAACAAACAUGGCUUAGCACUUUGGAAGACAACUUCAGUACUUGACAAAGUUUACCAUUUAGUGUCUUACCUUUAGGCUCAAGUUUCCCAACAUGGGCAGUGGGCCAUGCUGUAAGGCAUGCUGCUUACAGCAAGGCAUGCUGCAAGGCAGGCUGCUGGUCAUUUAUGUGUACAGCCCCUGUACCCUGACUUUGGACCUUGCUGUGGCUCUGAGAGGGCAGCUUGACCUCUCCCAUGUCCUCUCUGAAGGGGAGCUGUCACCACGAGGUUCCCUUUGCUCAAAGACUUGCUGAUGAACCCUCCCGUUUGCCCCUGAGGCUUGAAGCAAAAGGUGGGUGGUAGGUGGGAAGCACCAAGCUUUACUCCACACAGUGUGGUUUACACUCCUCCUUUGUCCUGCCUGGACUCUCAUUGGCUUUGGCAUGUGAUACAAAAGUUUUCUGCUGCUCGGGAUUUUCCUGGGAAGGAUUUGCCUUUCCCUGGCUCUGGGCUUUCCUAGCACUUGUAAAUAGUGUCCCUUUUGGCUGCUGUUCAGAUCAGCUUUAUCCUGCUGUGAAAGCUGCACAGGCUUCUCUGAGUAACUUAAUUAUUUCCUCUGACUGGAGAGCCUUGGGCUUUUGUGACAUGAAAUGAAAGUGUUCAGGCCCAGAGCACAGAGGGGCGGCUGUUAGGGACCUGUUUUUGCUGACUUCGUGAAGCGUUGCUGUAUAGACUGUAGUGCAUGUCCACAGAAUAUAAUGGGGGGUGGGGGAGUGGCUGUGCUAAAUGCUUUGAAGUUACUGGGGAAACUUCUAGAUUAGUGCCAGCAUCCCUCCUGGAGGGAGCUGAGGGGAGGGACAGUCCCUUAAGCAAGAGAGGUGUUGUGAAGCUGAGCAGUCUGUCUAGCUGUCACUUUUGUCUCCAGUUCUUUUGAAAAGCAUGGGAGAAUGUGAAGCUUUUUAUAUUCAUGUUGUAGUGAAUUCCCUGAAUAUUUAUGUUCUUUAAAUAUUAUAUAUAUAAUGUAGUUAUUUGAUUAAACCAUUGAUUGCACUGUGACUCUUUAGUGCUAUAAACUAUUUUAUUUUCAAAAUGCCAUUACUAUUCCCCCUUUUAAAGGCUAUGUUCUUUUUUAAGUACAUAAUGUGUGUUACAUACGGGUAAGCCUAAUAUCCAACUAAAGUCCCACUGAAAUGCUCAAAUUGACAAUAAAAACAAAAAUGUUAUCAACAACCUGUUGGGAGUUGCA